CCGUUUUAUUAGUGAGAAAAAACCCUGGGUAACAAAAAAUUGCAAUCGACACUUUUUUAUAAACACGUGUUCAAAAGGGUUUCGGGAGCGCAUCGUCACUUAUACUCAACGCGGCUGUUGGAUGAAUUGCAUGGAGGAGAUGGUGUGGAGAUUGCAGACCAUCAUCUCGAGCAAACAAACCAUGUCGACGAUAGAAGAAACUCAAAUGCAAACAACGGAUGCAACAGAUUAUCAACGUGAUGAAUUGCAUACCGCCUUGCAUGAAAGAUUAGUACAAACGGGUGAAUGGCAUAGGAUAAUGGCUUCCUUGAGAGCAUCUUUGGAUGAAUCUGGCUGGUCAGCAUCUUUACGUGAACAGGCACAAUCACAAGCAGCACAGCAGCAGAAUCUAAGCUUACCCGAUCUUAUCGAAGAACUAACACCAUUUGCAGAGAAAACCAUCCCUCUUCAAGUCAGAGAACAAAUCACAGCCGUUCUACAUGAUUUCGUCGCUCGCAAUGUAGAAGAUGCAUAACUAGCCAAAUCUUCUCUCUACUAAUCGCUGUAUUUGUAUCGGACUGAUAUAGUAUAUAAAAGCAUACAUUGAAAC
Molecule: messenger RNA, 589 nt
Organism: Meira miltonrushii
Lineage: Eukaryota; Fungi; Basidiomycota; Exobasidiomycetes; Exobasidiales; Brachybasidiaceae
Exons: 3
Coding region: 182-514 (110 amino acids)
Biological process (GO): regulation of transcription by RNA polymerase II; positive regulation of DNA-templated transcription; poly(A)+ mRNA export from nucleus
Cellular component (GO): SAGA complex; DUBm complex; nuclear pore
Molecular function (GO): transcription coactivator activity; chromatin binding
Source: RefSeq, a predicted model, not a curated record